Pediculus humanus corporis (human body louse) is the source of this 543-nucleotide messenger RNA. RefSeq lists its product as uncharacterized. The transcript is spliced from 2 exons. The record is from RefSeq and is a predicted model, not a curated record. The coding region runs from base 1 to 543 and encodes 180 amino acids. NCBI's taxonomy places the organism in Eukaryota, Metazoa, Arthropoda, Insecta, Psocodea, Pediculidae.
AUGAAUCACGAAGCACCGCACGGUUUUGUACCCGUGUGCGCUUCCGUACUCUACGAAACACCCGGAGCCAUUUACGUGAGCAUAGAUCCGGAUGUAUGGAAAAUCAGGUGUCGACAAUGUCAGGAAAAAACCGAACACAAAUGCGCUUUGAAAAAAUUGAAAAAAAAAUUUCGCGUAUCGACGGAAUAUUCGAGAAUGAAAGAAAAAAUAUCGGAAAAAGAUGAUGAUGUUGAAAAAAGUAAAGAAAAAUCGCCGCCAAAACCUGAUAAAGAUAAGAAUAAAGUGUCGGCGGUUAAAAUCACGGGUCAAGCGUUAAAAAAACCGAGAUCUCCGACUGCGAGCGAAUUAGCUCUACUACCAGCCGUUCCCAUACCUACGAAUUACUGUGCAUGUUCCGACAGGCCCAUGGACAUAACGGCUCUACCCUAUACCUGUAACUGCACCAUAUACAGACCGCUGAAUUUUUCCCUACAACUCGAAGUGUCCGGCGAAUUUAAACCCGCAUACGUUCCGAAGGAAAAAAAAAUUAAAGAUUCCGUUUGA